This is a messenger RNA of Symbiodinium sp. CCMP2456, 1248 nucleotides long. Lineage: Eukaryota; Dinophyceae; Suessiales; Symbiodiniaceae. The record is from the annotation of a GenBank genome assembly.
AUGGCUUCACAAUACGAGACGAUUGUGCUCUUCACGUUUAGUUACCUGGUGCCGCUGCUGCUUCUUUGGGCGACAUGGCAGCUGGUCCAAACCCUUUUUGGGUACCUGGGGUCAAGCUCCAGGAGCCCGAAACAGGCCCAGGGCUGUGUUUCCAAAGCCAGCGGCGGAGGAGUUGCUGUGAAGCCUCUGCAGCCAGCGACCCGGGUCAAUCGAAGUGCAGUUGCCGAGGUCUGGCCGAGCCUCUUCAGUUGCUGCACCGGUGGUCGGCCUGAGGAUCGCGCGGACGAAAGCUCCGAAACCGAGGGAGGCGUCAUGGAGUACAAGUUCGGGUUUCCGCGCUCCAAGCUGUACAGUACAAAUUUUUCACCCGAAAACGAGGACUUAGAUGCCCUGCUGCGCGCCGCACUUCCUGGACAGCCGACCACGAUGAUUCGGCGAUCGCUGCUGGAACUCCGCCACCUGGCAGAGGACCUGCAAGCUUCUGGAUGGGUUCAGCCACGAGACCCUCGUGUUCUACUGAGGUUCCUCCUGGCAAGAAACUGCAAUGUCCAACAAGCUCUGGACAUGAUACAGGCAACCAUUCAAUGGCGCCUUGAUAACAACGUUGCUGAUGUGCUUCCCCGAUGGGACAAGGUGCCUUAUGAAGUUUCUGAUCGCUACUGGAAGUGCCUUGGGGUUAUGGGCUUCGAUCGCGAAGGAGACCCUAUCAUCUGGGAAAGAGUUGGAGUCAGCCAUGUGCCAACCUUGGCACAAUUCUCCGAGGAUUAUGUAUUCAAGCAUACCAUCUACGCUCAAGAGUGCCUCAUGGCCUAUCUUGAGUGCUUGCGGCAGCAGCGUCGGAAAGAGGGUAAGCACGACGGCUUUCGCUACACGUUGGUCCUCGAUUUGGCUGGUAUGAACCUCACCCACUUGGACCGACGUGGCCUGUCGCACUUCAGACUCACUACCCGGAUACAGGCAGACAGAUACCCAGAGGUCCUCAAGAGGAUCAUCGCAGUUCGUGCUCCCUGGGUGUUCCCGGCAGUUUGGCGCAUCGUGCGUACCUUCCUUGACAAGGGGACUGCGGACAAAAUGAUGAUUGUCCGAGCGGACGAGACUGAGCAAACUAUCUUGCGGUACAUCUCCCACGAGACUGUUCCGAAGGCACUUGGAGGAACCAAGCAUUCGGGCGGUGAUGAUUACUGCAGUGAUGUUAUCGCACCGGGCGGACCAGUCCCUCAGUGGAUCAUAAACCGAUACACGACCUGA